AUGUCAUAUGAAAACAUAUUAAAAACAUCCCUGAGAGACAUGAGGUUAAUUACAGAGGCAAUACUUAGGCGACAUAACCUAUACGUUAAUUGUAAACCGUAUCAGGAAGAUACAUGGUCUCCCUCUUCUUCAGGUGUUGGUGGAGCCAAUGAUGGUAAUGUUACAGGCGGUAGUGAUCCCGUUAAUGGCAGUGAUAGUGUUGCGGUCAAUGAGGAUGGUGGAGGUGACAACAUGGAAAGUGGUGGUGAUGGAGGGCGAGACAAUGGCGUAGAUGACAACGUUCGAGGAGGUGGCGACUCUGGUGGUGGUAAAGGUGGCGGUAAUGGUGCUUGUGGAAGUGGAGGUGAUAGCAUUGGAGGCGGUGAAGAUGAUAGCAUUGAAGGCAGUGGUGGAGAUGAUAGCAUAAAGGGAAGUAAAAUAAGUAAUGAAAAGGAAAUACUGUUAGCUAUCAUAAAAUAG
Molecule: messenger RNA, 459 nt
Organism: Papaver somniferum (opium poppy)
Lineage: Eukaryota; Viridiplantae; Streptophyta; Magnoliopsida; Ranunculales; Papaveraceae
Product: circumsporozoite protein-like
Exons: 4
Coding region: 1-459 (152 amino acids)
Source: RefSeq, a predicted model, not a curated record